Orussus abietinus is the source of this 1509-nucleotide messenger RNA. Its product is annotated as SPRY domain-containing SOCS box protein 3-like. Gene Ontology annotation, cellular component: SCF ubiquitin ligase complex. The record is from RefSeq and is a predicted model, not a curated record. Gene Ontology annotation, biological process: proteasome-mediated ubiquitin-dependent protein catabolic process. The transcript is spliced from 5 exons. The coding region runs from base 110 to 946 and encodes 278 amino acids. Gene Ontology annotation, molecular function: protein binding. Lineage: Eukaryota; Metazoa; Arthropoda; Insecta; Hymenoptera; Orussidae.
AGUACCUUUAAUCCGCUUUAUAAAUAGUGGUACGCUUCUCGAGUGCACCGUGGACAGUGAACAACAGUGAAUGAUCGAACUUUGAACAAGUUUUUUUAAUAAGUACAAAAUGUACCUUGACUACGAACCUGAAACGGUUUCGAAUAACAAUAAGUUGUGUACGAGCUUGGGGAAAGACUGUCACUGCCAGAGAAGAGCACGGGAAUGGACUUGGGACGAGAGUCUCAUUUCCAAUUCUGCAAAGUUGUCUCAUCAGAAUCUGGAAGUAAACUUUCAUCCUGGAUUCAGCAAUGGCACCGCUGUGGUAAGGGCUGAUAAAUCUAUGCAACCAGGACAUCACCAUUAUUGGGAAAUUAAAAUGAUGACACGCGUGUACGGUACCGAUGUAAUGGUAGGAGUUGGGACAAAAAAAGUAGACUUGCAUGGUAAUCAAUUUAAAUUUUGCUCGCUGCUAGGCAGCAAUAGCGAGUCUUGGGGAUUCUCUUACAGAGGGUAUCUUCAACAUGACGGGCAGCAACAAGAUUAUCCUCCUGGUUUUGGUCAAGGCAGUAUAGUUGGAGUACACUUAGAUACCUGGAGGGGCACAUUACAGUUCUUUUUAGACAGAAAGCCACUUGGAAUUGCAUUUACUGGCCUAAGAGGCUUGGAAUUGUAUCCGAUGAUAAGUUCCACUGCUGCCAAAAGUAAAAUAAGAGUAACGUACAGUACUUCGAUACCAGCAUCACUUCAAAUGGAUUGUUUAUCAGCACUGAGACCUAUGCAGAAAGCAUACCUAGCAGCUGAAUUUCCUGCGUUAAGGUAUCUUACAGAGUGUGUUUUCGCUGAAGUACUGAAGCGGGAUGAUGAUGAUGAUGAAGACCAGCCAGCAGAACUAUUCACUAUUCUCGACGAAUUUGACUAUGCUUUAGUUGGAUUCUCCAAGAAGAAAAGGCUGAAACUACUAUGAGAAUUGAGUAUUCUCAGUGGUACACGUCCAUUAAUAAUAUAAAAUGCCUUUAUAUAUCUGAUUUCAUUUUAUUUAGACAACAAAUUGAACAAUCCUGUCCGUUAAAAAUAAAUGUUUAAAUUUAGAGUGUCAAUCUAUUCAGUAGACAGAUCAGCGAUGCAGGCAGAUUAUUUAAUCUGUUCUCUAAAUUAGCCAAAUUGGGUUAGGAUGUCAUGUAUGACACUUAACGGAUUAACUAGAAACUAUUUAUUCAAUUUCUUAGUAGUCUACACAUUUUUUAUAGUAAUUAUUAUCUCAAUUCCAGGAUAUCUUUACAUGUACUUUCUUUAGGGUAUGCUUGUGAUACCUCAUUCCAAUAGUCGAUGUCGAUAUGAAAAUAGAAUAUUACUUGUAACUUUGCAUAAUCAUGUAUUUACAAGAGCCAGCCUCAAGAGUACAAGUUGUAUCGAGUUCGCCUUUUUUACUCCUAAAUAAUCUAAUAUCUCUGUAAUGAUCUCUUCGAUGACUUUCAUUUACCAUUUUAAAAUAUGGCAAGCUAUUUGUUAUUAAAUAAAUUUAAAAAA